AUGCCUACCCCCGGCCUCCUCUACGUCACUAUGCAGCCUAAGGGCUCGCUGCCGGACACUCAAUUCCACGACUGGUACAACACAGAACAUGGACCGCUGCGUCUGCGUUUGCCAUUCAUCACCAAUGGCUUCCGUUUCCGCGCGACCGACGGCGAGAAGCCUGAAUAUGUGGCCUUGUACGAUAUUACAGACAUGGACGAGUUGACCCGCAAGACCUACCUCGACUUGCGCACCGACCUGAUCAAGACCGAGCGGGAGAAGAAAACCAUGGCGCAGAUUGACGUGGGUCGUCUGUUGUACGAUUUGGUUGAUGAGCGCAGCAGCCCCGACUUCCGCCCGCUGGAGGACCAAGCCGACACAGAUGCCGAGACUCAGGGUAGCGUUCUCAUCGCCGUUCGAGUGGCUACCCACCCCGACCCCGCCAAGCAGGCUGACUUGGAUAAAUGGUACCGCGAAGAACACUUUGAGAUGCUUUCUCGUGUGCCCGGCUGGCGUCGCAGCCGUCGUUUCGUCACUGCUGCCAUUGAUUCCGCUGCCCCGCAGGAGUCCCUGGCGCUGCACGAAUAUGCCCCCGUCAAUGGCCUCGGAGGCGAGGCCCACAAGGCCGCUAUGAACACCCCUUGGGGAGCUCGUCUCAUGAGUGAGGUUGUUACAUCAAAGAACCGCCGUGUGUAUGAGUGGUACUACACCUUCGGUCCUGCUCCCCGCGAGCUCACCUCCCUCGCUGCCCCGGAUGUUGCCGGCCCUUGGAGCUCCAACGACGGCCGCACUCGCACCUUCCCCUCAGCCUCUCGCCCUGCAGUCGAAUCUUUUAUUACCACCAAGGAUGGCGUGGAAAUUCCUUACAGAUUGGAGGGUAGCACCGACCCCCACGCGCCUGUUGUUGUGCUGAGCAACUCCAUCCUAGUCAACUGGAACAUCUGGGAUCGUUUCGUUGACGCCUUUUUCGCCCACAAGCAGAACCAGCGCUACCGCGUCGUGCGCUACCUGACUCGCGGACGCCGCUCUGCGAGUGGCGAGCAGCCGGUCAACAUCGAUGUGCUGGCCUCCGACCUUGCCACGCUGCUCGAGGCUCUGCGCGUCCCACCCAAGGCCGCCCGUCUGAUCGGAGUCAGCCUGGGUGGUGUCACCGUCCUGAACACCUCUCUGCUCCACCCCGAGCGCGUGGGUGCCUUCAUCGCAUGUGACACCAACUCCUCCGCACCCGAAUCCAACCGCAAAGCGUGGGGCGACCGUGUGGCCAUUUGCGAAAAGGAAGGCUCGACUGAUCCCGAAACCAACGAGCCCAUCGUUGGAGAGGAGCUGGCCGAGGUGACCACCCGCCGCUGGUUCGUGCCGGAGUCGUACGAGACCCAGCCCGAGGUCCUUGCGCCUGUCAAGGAGGCAGUGCGCACCAACAGCUUGAAGGGUUUCGCCCACAGCGUGCAGGCGCUCUGUGCUUACGAUAUCCGCGAGCGUAUGGCCAACGCCACCGUGCCUGGACUGUUCGUUGCCGGUGCCAACGAUGGUGUUCUGCCACAGACUAUGCAGAAGAUGGCUGCGGACCUGCGCGGUGGAGCUGAGCUCAAGAUCAUUGAUCGUGCUGGCCAUCUUCCCAUGGUUGAGCAGCCAGUGGCAUUUGCGGAAGUUGUGACUGAGUUCUUGGGCAAGAUCGAUGCUUGA
Molecule: messenger RNA, 1662 nt
Organism: Penicillium olsonii
Lineage: Eukaryota; Fungi; Ascomycota; Eurotiomycetes; Eurotiales; Aspergillaceae
Source: the annotation of a GenBank genome assembly